AUGUUCUGGGCCAGAGAAGAAGAAGAGAACUCGCUGAUUCGAUUGCUCAAAACUGACAACUUCACACUAGAAGAUGUCUUGCUCAACGAGUUCGUUGUUCAAGAAUCGCGGUACGGAAAAGCCGAGCUGGUGAAGUACAUCACAAGCAGGGAAAACAUGAAAGCUCUCUUGGAACUCAGUCUGAAUCCCGUUAUCAAUCCUGAUCUCCCAAUGAAGCAACAAUACAGACUUUCCUUCAUUGCGUCCGAAAUCCUCACCAUACGCGGUACUGAUGUCUUUCAAAGGUUGAUUGUGACGACGGAAGAAACAAAAAAGUGUCUGUUAGACUUUUUAAACGAUAAAGCUCCACUGAAUCACCUGGUUGCUGGAUUCUUCGCAAAAAUCAUGGAGUGCCUCUUGUCGCGACAUUUCGUUUUGACAUUCGAUCUCCUCAAAGGUACUCCAUUUUUCGAAAAGUGUCUCCAAAACAUCAAUCUUGGUGCUAUUGAGUGUCUUUUGGAAAAUUUAGUGAGAAUUCCAAAUACCAGUGAAGGAACAAAAACCGUGAAGAAGUGGAUGAUCUCAGAGAAUUUAUUUGAAAAAAUAGUCGAUCAGAUGAGAGAUGCUACAAAUGAUGAUGAUAGAGAGUGUCUCGCGGAAGUAUACUGUGAAAUUCUACGCGAGCUUCGUGAUAAACUCUACAUGCUUGAAUGUAAAGAAGACGAGUUGCAUGACAAGGCCAUGGAUGAAAAUCUGAUCGCAAAAAUCGCUGAUAAUCUUAUUGUUGAGGAGGACAUCUCUGCGGAAGAUCUCGUCAAGAAGUCUUCUCUUAUUUCUUCUUCAGCUAGAAUUUUGGAAGCAUUCAUCAAAACAAACUAUGUGGCAGAUGCCCCAGCUCAACAUCUUGAAGAAGUCGAAAGAAAUCUGAUUGAGGAACGACAUUAUUCGUAUGGAUUGAUGCGUCCGUGUAAUGAUAAUGAUGCAUACGAACAUUCUUAUCAGCCAGAUCCUGAGAGGAUCGUUGAGGGUAUUGUGUCUAACAGAGUUUUCAAUAUUCUUCAAACAAUUCUGAGAGACAUUGAGGCAAAUGGUUCGUUGUGGCAGCCACUCCUUCGACUAGUGAUCGAACUGUGCAAUACCAAUCACUUGCCAACUCACGAAAAACUUGUCUGCGCCUUUCGGCAACUUCCAUUCAUAAAGCUGAUCGACGCUGCGAAGAAGUUACCGCGUGCUGGAGUACUUCAUUCCCUACUCGUCAAAGUUGUCAACUUGUUGCUCCAUUCUGUUUUCCCUUCUAAUGAGCUGUCGCCAGCUGCAGAGUAUUUGCUCACCGAAGGAGGCCUUAUUAAAAAUGUCUACGACACUGCGACCUCCUUCCAUACAUCUGGUGACUUGAUAGCUUGCAGUGGUCUUCGGUCGUUCAAUCAAAAUCUUGGUGAUGUUAUCAAUCGUGCCAAGAAACGUGCGGUACCAAAUCCAGGACUAGUAGCCAUUUUGAAGGCUGAUAAACGAUGGACAGAACUCGAAGACAUCGUGCUAAACUACAACACAAAGCAUAGACCACAGUUACAACAUGAUUUCAACGAUUCUAGCGUGCUGUCUUCAAUCAAAAAUGAUAGUCAUGGUUUCAACGACAGUGAAGAGUGGACUGAUGCUUCUGCAAAGUUUGCGGAAAUGGAUGCUUCUUCGUCGGCAAACCGAGCAUUUACAGGUUUUGGAUCACCAUUCGAAGCUGAUUUGAAUCGGUUUUCUGAGUUUGAAGGUCAAUUCGAAACUCCAGAUGAAGACGAGUUCAAAAAAUUGUGCUCUGAGCGAGCCAACUCAUCUACAUGCUCCGGAUCCCAACAAGGUUUCGAAACUAGUCACAUACAAUGGCCAGGAGAGCAAGAAAAAGAAGAGGAAAAGCAGACGGCAGAAACUGUAAUCGAGCCCAGUACGUAUCCGCAAGAAACUGAGGGGAGCGAAUCUAUUGUAGAACAGGAUGAUGAGUGGGUUUGGCCAACUGAGCCACCACUUGGGGAAACCGAAGUAAUCACUCAGGCUGGACCCCGUCCAGAAACCAACUGGGUUGAUGAUUCGGCUCCCGACUUUUCGUACUUAGGUAAAUCUCCACCAGCUCAAGAAGAUAUGUGGGCUGACUUUUCAUCUUUCCCAACUGUCAGUCCCUCCACAUCCACUGCGGUAGUUGCUCCAGUUGUCAAUAAUGUGGCGUCCGCAUGGCCUGGAGCUGACACACCUGAACAAGGAGAGUCUUCCGACUGGCCUCUCAGUAGCUCACAUGAUUCUAAACCAUCUGAUCCUGCGACCCUCGGACUUGCUGCCAGCAUUUCUCAUCCCGAAGACAGUAGCGAAGCCUAG
Messenger RNA from Caenorhabditis remanei, 2337 nucleotides. RefSeq lists its product as uncharacterized. The transcript is spliced from 12 exons. Lineage: Eukaryota; Metazoa; Nematoda; Chromadorea; Rhabditida; Rhabditidae. Gene Ontology annotation, molecular function: protein phosphatase regulator activity; protein phosphatase binding. Gene Ontology annotation, cellular component: nucleus; cytosol. Bases 1 to 2337 code for a protein of 778 amino acids. The record is from RefSeq and is a predicted model, not a curated record.